AUCACUAAGGGCUACUGAUGAACAAGCGUAUCUACCGCUAGCGCCCUGAUUUGUAUUACGCAUGCGCAACAUUUUCCCCCAAACCAAGAUGGCGGUUCAAGAAACAGCUGCUCAACUCUCUAUGGCUCUUAAGGUUCAAGAAUAUCCAACUUUGAAGGUUCCUUAUGAGACCUUAAACAAGCGAUUCCGUGCAGCGCAGAAAAACAUAGACCGUGAGACGAGUCACGUGACCAUGGUGGUGGCCGAGCUGGAGAAGACCCUGAGCAGCUCCUUCCCUGUAGUGGACUCGGUGGUCUCCUUGCUGGAUGGUGUGGUGGAGAAGCUAAGCGCACUCAAACGGAAGGCAGCAGAAUCAAUCCAGGCCGAGGACGAGAGCGCUAAACUCUGUAAGCGGCGUAUCGAACACCUGAAGGAGCACAGCAGCGACCAACCGGCUAACGUGAGCGUGUGGAAGAGAAAGCGCAUGGACCGCAUGAUGGUGGAGCACCUGCUACGCUGUGGCUACUACAACACCGCUGUCAAGCUCGCCAAACAAAGUGGCAUCGAGGAUUUGGUCAACAUUGAGAUGUUCCUCACUGCAAAAGAAGUGGAGGAAUCACUUGAAAGGCAGGAAACCGCCACUUGCUUGGCCUGGUGCCAUGACAACAAGUCUCGUCUGAGGAAAAUGAAGAGCUGCCUGGAGUUCAGUUUAAGGAUCCAGGAAUUUAUUGAGCUCAUUCGACAGAACAAACGCAUGGACGCAGUACGACAUGCACGGAAACAUUUCAGCCAAGCAGAAGGUGGGCAGCUGGAUGAGGUUCGGCAGGUGAUGGGCAUGUUGGCGUUUCCUUCUGACACUCACAUUUCACCUUACAAAGACCUUCUGGAUCCAGGCCGCUGGAAAAUGCUAAUCCAGCAAUUCAGAUACGACAAUUACCGAUUACACCAGCUGGGGAACAACUCUGUGUUCACCAUCACUCUGCAGGCAGGGCUGUCUGCCAUCAAAACCCCACAGUGUUAUAAAGAGGAUGGUUCCUCUAAAAACCCCGACUGUCCAGUAUGCAGCAAGUCCCUGAACAAACUGGCUCAGCCUCUUCCCAUGGCCCACUGCGCAAACUCUCGUCUGGUGUGUAAAAUCUCCGGCGAAGUCAUGAACGAGAACAACCCACCCAUGAUGCUGCCUAAUGGCUAUGUUUAUGGCUAUAAUUCUCUCUUGUCUAUUCGCCAAGACGACAAGGUGGUGUGCCCCAGAACCAAAGAAGUCUUCAGCUUCUCCCAGGCUGAGAAGGUUUACAUCAUGUGAUGAGGUCUUCAGAGCAUAGUUCAAGUUUUUUGUUUUCUUUUUCCCCUUCCUGAAAUGACACCACCCUGGGCUUGCUGAAUUCGAUGAAACCUGUAGUCUGAAGGCCUCCGAUUCUCAGCCAGUGUUCCAUGAGACUAAGUUCAGUUGCCCUCUGCCAAACCUUUUUGGAGAAAAAAGGGUUCUAAUCCAUUGGAGGUUUUUACUAUACAACCGAAUCGUGAAAAUGAGGAAGAACAAUACAUCCUUAAAAAAAAUGAAUAAAUAAAGGUUGAUAUUUCAUCA
Molecule: messenger RNA, 1564 nt
Organism: Tachysurus fulvidraco (yellow catfish)
Lineage: Eukaryota; Metazoa; Chordata; Actinopteri; Siluriformes; Bagridae
Gene: maea
Product: macrophage erythroblast attacher, E3 ubiquitin ligase
Exons: 9
Coding region: 62-1282 (406 amino acids)
Biological process (GO): proteasome-mediated ubiquitin-dependent protein catabolic process
Cellular component (GO): nucleus; GID complex; cytoplasm
Molecular function (GO): ubiquitin protein ligase activity; protein binding
Source: RefSeq, a predicted model, not a curated record